Molecule: messenger RNA, 1386 nt
Organism: Cuscuta epithymum
Lineage: Eukaryota; Viridiplantae; Streptophyta; Magnoliopsida; Solanales; Convolvulaceae
Source: the annotation of a GenBank genome assembly
ACUCGGCACAAAAAUCUCUCUGUGUUCGUCUUCUUUUUCCACUGUAUCGCCGAUACAAAUCCUCUGGCUCGCCCACCUCCCAUGCUCUUUUCUACUUUUGUUCCAUUACAAUCCUCUGGCUUAGACUAACUAUUGGGUUUACAAUUUUCAAUUUUAAUCAAGAUGAAUCUGGCGUGGAGUUGUGUCUUACUUCUGUCCUCAACUCUUUUCUACAGCGUUGUUUUCGCCAAUCAGAUCUUCCCUGCUCAUACAGGAGGGACACUGGGUCGAAGCUCUAAAGAACCAAAGUACAGAAUUGAAUUUUAUCCAGAAGACUCACCUUAUCACCCAGAUGAUGAUCAGGAAGCUGUUAUCAUGCCAAAUAAAAAAGGAGAGAAAUUUCUCUGUUUUCUACCCAAGGUGCAUAACUCAAAAAGCAGUAAACUAGUGACUCAGCAGAAUACAAGCAGCUUGAUCUUGGAGACUGAGAAACACAUUAAACCAAAGACACCUGAUGAGCUGCUUGAAGUGCUUAAGGAUUUAUGCCUUAUCAGGCAAGAGGGAUGGUGGUCGUAUGAAUUUUGUUACCAGAAAAAGCUGCGGCAAAUUCAUUUGGAGGAUGAGAAGGUGGUUCAAGAAUUUGUAUUGGGGUACUAUGACAGUGAAGCUACUACUGCUUACAAUGGGAACCAGUCCGAUAUAUCUACAUUAAAAGAUCCUCGCUCAAAAGAUGCUUCACAAAGAUAUCAUGCUCAUUUGUAUACAAAUGGAACUAUCUGUGAUUUAACAAAUCAGCCACGAGAAACUGAGGUGAGGUUUGUUUGCUCAGAGCCGAGGGCUAUGAUAAGUUCCAUCACUGAGUUAUCCACCUGCAAAUAUGCUCUCACUGUUCAUUGUCCAACACUCUGCAAGCACCCCCUCUUUCAGGAAGAAAGACCAGUGAGUCACACCAUCAACUGCAAUGUGCUUCCUAAAGAUUACAAAGAAAUGAAUUUGCGGCAAGAAAACAUUAGAGAAGAAAGGAUUAGGAUGGUGACAGAUCUCGAGUAUCCCCCUACAUUUGAUAUAGAAGAGUAUGCAACAUGAGAAGUUUCUUCGGUUCAUGGUUUGUUGUUCCUUCACUACUCUCAUAGUCCUAGUGUUCUUCAAAUUCUCUCAUUUUGUUCUAUUUUUAUUUUUUAUUUUCCUCAUGCCAUUUUCCUUACUCUCAUGACUCUUGUAUUUAGAUAACAUGUAAAGUGAGCAGUAUAAAAUGCAACCAUAUUUACUAAUCUAAUCUACCUGUCAUUAAUGGAUGGAUGUCAAGAUGGAACUCAUUAUGUUCUAUAUCAUUGUAGUCUUUCGGUCAAACCAUUCCCUGCCCUUAUGCAAUUAGUUUACUUCACGCAUGCACUUCUUGUGUCGUCC